AUAGUAUCGUGUUUAAGUCAUAGUAAUUGGCUUAUAGAAACCUGUAAUAAAAUGCAGGAUGAUUCUGGGAAUGUGGCAGAGGUACCUGUCGUACCGAAUCAUGAAGAGAUGUCCAGUGAGAACAAGGUGUAUCCAGCUGAACAGAAAGCUUUCAAACCCGAUACCGAAAUAGACUCGCAUAAGGAACCCGAAAAAGGACCUCGAGUUUAUCCAAAUCUAGCUUUGGAGCCCAUAAAUGCCGCCGAAGAUGGACGGGCACCAGGUCAGGGCGACUUGUCUUCACCAGCUACGUUAAACCAAAUUGUGUACGAGCAGCAAGGGCAAGAAGAAAUUCCUGCAAAAGUCCCUCUUGAUAAUAAAAACUUAAUGAGCCCUGUAUUAGAAGAACCACGACCUGAACCCAAUGAAAGGGUAGAUCAAAAUCCACCGACUCCUUCAAAUUGGGAACGAUCUGCACGUCUCGUGCUUAUAAAGUGCAUUAAUGAUUUUCAACAGAUUCGUGCAUGCGCGAAGUUUGAUCCAUUACGUAAAGUAAUGGACGACCUAAAGCCCAGUCUUCAAACUGACAACGAAUACGACAAAACUCUUCUUAUCGAUUUUUUUCAACAUGCUUUUGAAAUUGCUCAAGAUGACGUCUUAAAUAUUGCUCUAAACACCGUAUCAAAGUUAGCAUCUUUUGCUUACUUCCCAGCUGACAAAAAGGUUUCAGCUUCAAAUCCUUCCUCCAAAUCAAUGCUACAAUGCAUCGUGGAUAUGGUAUGUGAUUGUAUCAAUGAUGAAGUUGUUGAUGGAACAUUGCAACUCAAUGUUGUCAAAGCUCUUUCUGCAUUCAUCCUUUGCCCUAACAAGAACGAUUUACUUCAUGGAGCUAUUCUUCUCAACUCCAUUCGCAAGCUUUAUAAUAUUUUCCUUCUUGGCGAUGAUGAUUCCAUACAAUCUGUAGCUCAGGCAUCUCUGACUCAAGCUGUUGGGAUUGUUUUUGAACGUUUACGUAUGUUUCAUCCUUCCAAACCAUCUACAAAUUCUAGGUUUAACGACAUCGCCACUGCAAGCACUGACUCUUUACAUGAAAAUGUCUCAAAUGCGGAAGAAAAAAUAACUCUGCAAUCAAUGGCUUCCAACGGAACGUCGAAGUUGGAUUAUGUGAAAAUGGAUGUUGAAAAUUCCAAGACUACUAGUCUGGAGCAUUUAUCUCUGCAGGAUGCAUAUCUAGUAUUCCGUACCCUAUGCAGGCUUGCAGUACGCCAUAGUUCUUCUGAAAAAGUUGACAACAUACGUUCUCAGGCCAUGAGAUCAAAGCUUAUAAGCCUUCACCUUAUUUAUUUUAUCUUAGACAAGAAUGGUGACUUGUUCACGGAAUUGACUUUCCCUUUUCAAAACAUACCUGCAUUAGAGGGAUUAACACUAGUACAAGCAUCACGUCAAUACAUAUGUUUAGUAUUAUCUCGAAAUGCUGUAAGCCCAAUACCCCAAGUGUUUGAAAUUUGCUGCGAUAUUUUUUGGCUUAUCGUAUCCACCUUGCGUAUACAUUUUAAACAGGAAAUUGCCGUUUUUUUUCACGAAGUUUAUUUUCCUAUAUUGGAUUUAAAAAAUACCUCUUACAAUCAAAAGCUUCAUACACUUUUGAUUUUCCAACGUAUUUGUCGAAAUCCCAGGGCACUGGUUGAAUUAUAUAUUAAUUAUGAUUGCGACCGCAAUUCGACAACUAAUGUUUUUGAACAACUUCUAUUUUCUAUAUCAAAAACCAAUUCUAUCACUCCUUUAGAUCCAAACACAUAUCAAUAUGAAGACUUGCUUCCUUCAAUGGAAACUUCUAACAGAAGUGCUACUCCUUUCUUGACUACUAAUUCUAGCUCUCUUAAUUCAGAAGUAGUACAAUUAACCAAUUUUAGCGAUUAUCAGUUAAAGCUGAAAGCAUUGGAAUGUGUCAUCGAUGUUUUGCAUUCCUUGAUGAGUUGGGCCGAAAGCGGAUUUUAUUUAGCUAGGGGCAAUAUAUCCGCAGAUGAAAAUACGACAGGUGCUGAUGAUGAUUCCUUAGCUCGUUCAGACACCCCUAAUACACUCCCUCUACACAGUGGUCGUCCAUCUGUUGAAACGAACUCAUGCAGUAGCAGUUCAUUGGCAUUAGCUGAUCCUUCAGAAUUUGAGUUGAAUAAGCAGCGAAAAAAUUUGUUGCGACAUUGCAUAAAUAAGUUUAACUAUAAACCGUUGUUAGGAAUUAAACACCUCUCUGAGAAUGGAUUUGUCAACACUGACGAUCCUGCAUCAUUAGCUACAUUCUUAUUUAACACUGAAGGUUUUGAUAAGACUACUCUCGGUGAUUACUUGGGAGCUGGAGAGGAGUACAACAUAUCUGUUAUGCACAACUUUAUCGACUGUUUUAACUUUGCCAAUUACCGCUUUGUUGAUGCCUUACGUCGUUUGCUGCAGGCUUUCAGAUUGCCAGGUGAAGCCCAAAAAAUCGAUCGUAUUAUGUUGAAAUUUUCUGAGCGUUAUAUGAAAGAAAAUCCAUCAGCUUUCGCAAAUGCUGAUACAGCUUACAUAUUGGCGUACUCUAUUAUCAUGUUAAACACCGACUUACAUUCGCCUCAAAUAAAAAAUAAGAUGUCGAAGGAAGAUUUCGUAAAAAACAAUCGAGGAAUUAACAGUGGCGGCGAUCUGGAUGAAGAUUACCUUGGUUUUGUUUAUGAGGAUAUUUUAAAUAAUGAAAUUGUUCUUAAAGACGAACAACAAUUGGCUGCCAUAGCACCAUUGAUGACUUCUAACAACAAUGUAGGCCUUUUCGCUGCUUCUUUUACUCAGACGGGUCGUGACUUACAGAGGACUGCGUAUCUUCAAGCUUCAGAAGAGAUGGCUAACAAGACAACCACCGUCCUUAAGAAGCUCAUGAAGCAGCAGAAACAUAAUCCAAAAAAAGAGAAUGUAUUUUACAAUGCUAAACACUUUGAGCAUAUUGGACCAAUGCUUGAAGCGGGGUGGAUGCCCAUUUUGGCAGCCAUAUCAAAUCCUUUACAAGAAUCUGAAUACUUGUAUGAAUUAUCUUGGUGUUUGGAAGGGUUUCAGUAUGUGAUUCAUAUAGCUUGUCUUUUCGGCCUUGAUUUAGUUCGUGAUGCUUUUAUAAAAACACUGGUCAAUUUCACGAACUUGCAUUCCGCCUAUGACAUAAAAACUAAAAAUACCAUGGUCAUAAAAACACUGCUUAAAAUUGCAUGUACUGAAGGCAACGAUUUAAGGUCUUCUUGGAAAGACAUUCUUACCAGUAUUAGUCAAUUGGAACGUGUUCAAUUAAUUGGCGAAGGGGUCGACGAAACAGAGAUUCCGGAUGUUAUAAAUGCUAGAGUACGACCAUCGAACUCAAUGAAAACUCGUCAAAUGAGUGGAACUCUUCAAAAUCAAACGCCUAGAUCCACUUCGAAACAACUAUCCUUUGAUGUUAUUUCUGAGUUGAUGUCUACUGAAACUAUACUCUCCAUUGACAAAAUUUUUACGCAGACUUCUUCCCUAUCGGGUGUUGCUAUAAAAUCUUUUUUUGAAGCUCUAUGUGAAGUUGCAUGGGAUGAAAUAACUUCCUCUAGUGAUUCCGAAAAUCCCCGCCUAUUUAGCUUGCAAAAGCUUGUUGAGAUUUCAUAUUACAAUAUGGGAAGAAUCAGAGUUGAGUGGUCUUCUAUUUGGAAUGUGCUGGGAAAAUUCUUUAAUUUGGUUGCUAGCCACAGGAAUAAACGUGUUGCAGUGUUUGCUUUAGACUCCUUAAGACAACUAUCCAUGCAUUUCUUACAAAUUGAAGAACUUUCUUUGUUUUCUUUCCAAAAAGAAUUUCUCAAACCUUAUGAAUAUGUCAUGUCAUCUGAUGCUUCUGUUGAUGUUAAAGAGCUCGUGUUGCAAUGUAUUCGCCAAAUGAUACAAGCUAGAGUUUCCAGUAUAAAAUCAGGAUGGAAAACACUGUUUGGGGUUUUUACUUUUUCUGCUAAAGCCCGAGAUGAUACUUUGCUUUUAUUGACUUUUGAGACACUCUUGGACAUUUUUGAACACCAUUACAAUUUUAUAGUUCAACAAAGUUGUCUGAUUGACAUGGUUGUUUCUUUUACCGAAUUAUGCAAGAAUGGUGUUAAUCAAAAAAUAUCUCUGCAAAGUCUUGACGUUAUUAAGAAGAUAUACUCCAAACUGGUUUUAGAAGCUAAAAGCAAAAAGAAUACUAAUGAGGAAGAAGUACCAAAAUCUGCAUUCCCUAUUUUAUUCGCUUAUUAUGAUGUUGUAGUUUCUGCUGAAGACUUGGAAGUGCGUUCUAGAGCUCUUCAAAAUAUGUUUUAUAUAUUUCUUGAAGAGUCCGAUGAAUUUACUGAGCAGAUAUGGGAGAUCGUUUCGCGAAAGUUCAUUUUUCCUAUUUUUUCAACGUUUAGUUUAGAUUCUGAUGACAUUUUGCUACGUGACGAGGAAGUUCGUACUUGGCAAUCGACGACUCUGGUAGAAGCUCUGAAGGGUAUUGUUGCGUUAAUUUCUCGCCGGCUUGAGAAACUUCAUACCCUACUCAAAGGUUAUUUUCGGUUGUUUAGCACUUGUAUAUGUCGCGACAACGUUAGCUUGUCUCGAAUUGGUACUAGUUGCAUGCAACAGGUUUUACUUGAAAAUGCACAUAGGUUUACAAAAGGUGAUUGGGAUUUAGUCGUCGAGCUCUUUGUUGAGCUUUUUCGCGAAACUACUCCGCAUAAAUUGUUAUUGGAAGAAGCCUUUUGGUUCGAUGACGAAAAUUUUAUCCGUUUUAAUUCAGCUCAUUCUCAAGCCACAAGGACUGAGGUUGACAAAAGUUCUGUAAAUCUUAUUGCAGAAAAGCAGAACGAAUUUCGGUCCAUGAUUCGAAAAUGCAUACUGCAACUUUUGCUAGUCAGUAUUGUUGCUGAAUUACUGGAUUACGAAAAUAUCUUCAAGUACAUUCCGCAACAUCAAGUUUUAAAACUCACACAAGCAGUUUAUGAUUCAUGGCAGUUUGCCAGAAAAUUUAACGAAAACAAAUCCUUACGUGUUUCUUUACUUAAUAUUGGCUAUAUGAAGCAGUUACCUAAUUUAUUACGCCAAGAAACAGCGAGCGCAUUAUUGUACAUCACUUUGCUCUUUAGAUUAUUGAAUAGCGAAAGCUUACCGGUUGAUUCAAGUUCUUGUACUGAAGUUACCAACCUACUUUUUCCUGCCUGUGCGGGAUUAUUAGAACUUUAUGCUUCCAUGACCAUUGAGAAACACACACGGAAUCACGCUAGCUGGCAGCCCGUUAUUGUAACCAUUCUUGAUAAUACAUUAAAGCUUCCUGAAAGUUUGUUCAUUGGCUCCAUGCGACAAUUAUAUUACUCUUGUUGUUCCAUGAUAGCUAAAGGAAGUCUUGAUGAUCAGCUUCGAGGAUUGUUAAAAGCUUAUUUCAAUCGGGUGGGUCGUACUUUUCUUGAGAAAGAACCGAAAGAACCGAAAGACUAACUAUAGCUAUGCAUACACAGUGCCUCCUAUUUAAUGAGUAAAUGAUGUAUUUCUUCUUUUAUACGCUUUUGUUUAUACGGUUUUAUGGUUGUGCCAAACUAUUUCUUCUUUCUAUCGUUGACUUAUGAUGUCUUAUUUUUUUGAAUGUUUGUUAAAUUAGAGUGAAUAAAUAACAACCAUUACUCAUUUUUUUUUUUUUCCGUAACUUUUAGUAUUCUUACCUUUUUUUAUAUUUAUUGUACCUAUAUUAUCUAAGCAGCCUGUGC
Messenger RNA from Schizosaccharomyces cryophilus OY26, 5726 nucleotides. RefSeq names its product Sec7 domain-containing protein. The transcript has a single exon. Gene Ontology annotation, molecular function: guanyl-nucleotide exchange factor activity. NCBI's taxonomy places the organism in Eukaryota, Fungi, Ascomycota, Schizosaccharomycetes, Schizosaccharomycetales, Schizosaccharomycetaceae. Gene Ontology annotation, biological process: regulation of ARF protein signal transduction. The record is from RefSeq and is a predicted model, not a curated record. The coding region runs from base 52 to 5460 and encodes 1802 amino acids.